UUUCCUGGUUUCUAACUUUUGCUCUUCAUCAAGACCAGAAACAUCAGUCUUAGAGAGUGAAAGUUUCCUGGGUAGCCUGUGUGUCCCCUCUUCCUCUCUAGCCCAGGUGAGGCUGGGAUGUGAUCUGUUCCUGCAACGGAGUCAUGGAAGUCUUUCUCUGGAUACUUUUCUUCUUACCAAUCUCAGAGGCUCUGAAGCCCCUCAGAGAAACAACAUUGUCUGGAGAGCUGGGAGGAUCCAUUGACAUCAGGUGUCCACUGAAGGACCCCCCACAGAGGUAUUAUCUCUGUCGGGAGAUUAAGCCCAGACUGUGUGCCACGGUAGUGUCCAAUACACCAUUUGUGGACUUGGACUAUAAGGGCAGAGUCUCACUGAAGCCACUCCCUAAGCAGAAUGUGUUCCUGGUAGAGCUGAGGAAGCUGAAAGAAGAGGACAAUGGCAACUAUGCCUGUGGAAUGGGCAGGCAUACAGAGAAGGGGAAGACCUGGAAAGUGAUUCUCACAGUCACUCCUGCCCCCACAGAAUACAACCCCUUCUGGGAGGAACCUGGCUCCUUUGAACCCCUUCCACCUUCCUGGAUAUGGAUAUCCAAUGAGGUUUCUUCUUCUUUGCCCACCACCCAAGCAACAAGCACUUCAGCACCAAGGACCCCACGAUGGCAAACCCAACCACCCUUGGACCCUUCUCCUACCAGCUCUGUCCUGCCUCAGGGAACUACCUUAGCAGCAGCAGCCACCUCCCAGACCUCCCAAUCCUCUGUGAUCUCAAAGACUCUAUACCUGAGGAGACUACUCAGGUCCUCCACUUCCAGUUACUCUCAUCACACCAGGCUACAGAGUGAAAGUGCCUCCUACUUUGGAUCAUCUGUGAGGAAGGAUGGGGGAUUUCACAUCCUGAUCCCGGCCACCCUGGGCAUUAUCUUGAUGAUGCUUCUAGGAAUGGUGUUGGGAAGAUCAUUGCAGAAGAGGAGAGCUCUUUCCAGGAGGAUCAACAGAUUGACUAUGAGGAUGAGUGCUCUGGAGGCCUCCCAGAGAGUUCAUUCCCACCUACACCGCUCCCACCAGAGGCGCCUCCACUGGCCUAUCUCUAAUAGACUUCGUUCUCAACACAACAUCUACAGUGCCUGGCCACGACAAGUUCAAAGACCCGACCAGAAUGGUGAGCAAGUGCCUGCCAGAGGCCCCAGAAUUGCAGAACCUUCUACUCCUACCCAGGUUUCUAACACUGCCCAGCUCCAGGCACCGGUCCCUGUGAAGAAUGAAUACAUGAGCACCUAUCCCCUGUGUCUUGCUGAGCCAGAAGACUGUGAUUCACAUGAUUACAUCAAUGUUUCCUGCUCGACUCAGAUGCCCAACUGCCCACUGGGCCUGGGCUUCCAUGACAACAAGGCUUGCUGCUGAGCUGUGCACAGAACUGACUCUGCUCUACUACUGGCACAUUCUGCAUGCCCACCCUAGCUGUUUUCCCCAGGUGGAGGCAGGGGCUCUGUCUUCCCUGAGCACAGCCCAUUCACACCCCAAAGCUUCUCCUACUCAUCUCUGAAGGCCACUUUGCUUCCAUGGAGGCUGGAAGUUAAUAAACAUUUAUUAAGUGCC
Messenger RNA from Vombatus ursinus (common wombat), 1595 nucleotides. RefSeq names its product Fc fragment of IgM receptor (gene FCMR). Lineage: Eukaryota; Metazoa; Chordata; Mammalia; Diprotodontia; Vombatidae. Bases 144 to 1400 code for a protein of 418 amino acids. The transcript has 8 exons. Gene Ontology annotation, molecular function: transmembrane signaling receptor activity. Gene Ontology annotation, cellular component: plasma membrane. The record is from RefSeq and is a predicted model, not a curated record.